Brassica napus (rape) is the source of this 1221-nucleotide messenger RNA. Its product is annotated as polyadenylate-binding protein-interacting protein 6-like. Bases 567 to 968 code for a protein of 133 amino acids. The record is from RefSeq and is a predicted model, not a curated record. The transcript has 2 exons. Gene Ontology annotation, molecular function: ubiquitin binding. NCBI's taxonomy places the organism in Eukaryota, Viridiplantae, Streptophyta, Magnoliopsida, Brassicales, Brassicaceae.
GCGACCUUCAAGUAAACGCUCGUUCUUUGCGAUUCCUCCGCUUACCAUAUAAAUACAGAAAAAAGUCCAUCAUUGACAGUUACGAUCGUCUCUCUUCUCCAACGCUUCCGAUCUCUUCUUUCGUUUCUGGUAAGCUCAUUUUCUCUCCAUCGUUUCUGCUUCUCCGUUGACUGCGAUUCUCGACGCGAUCGUAACGCUGUGCGCGCGCGCGCCUGUUCGUGUUCUCUUAGAUUCGAAUCAGUUCCGUUAGAUCAUACUUUUGUGAACGAAGAACGUUUGAGUUUCCGUGUAUGUAGUCUCGUUGAUUUGUGCGAUUUAUGUUAAUGUGAUGAUGCGUUAGGUUCUCGGCGUAGAUUAGUGUUGAUCGGUACCUAAGGCGUGCGUUAACAAGAGAAAGCUGAUCUUACUAACCUGUAACGAUAUGCCUUGUGUUUUCUUCGCCUACAUUGAUUUUGAUUGAUUGAUUGAUACCUAAGGCGGUUAACAAGAGAAACUGAUCUUAUUAGUGAUAUCAAUAUUGAUCUCUUGUGAAUUGUGAUCUUCUUGAUUAGUAUUUUGAGUUAGCGAUGAAGCCAGGAGGAUCAGGAUUGAAUCCGAACGCAGCAGCUUACGUACCAAUCUCCAAAAGAGACGGUGAUUCUGCAAAGCCUGCUGCAUCUGAGAAGCAGAUGAGUGAUGAGGAUUUGGAGAUGGACGUGGACAUUGAGUUCCUUUUAGCCACGUUCUCUGACUUGUCAUAUGAGUCUAUCAGUGAUGUGUACUUGGCUAACAAUGGUGAUCUGGAUGCUACUAUCGAAAUGCUGACUCAGCUCGAGAUUUUCAGUAAUGAAGCUGAGGAAUACCUUCCAGACACACUUGACAUUGGUGAUGUACCUGAAACCAUCAAGCCUUCUACUUCAUCAGCUCCAAAGCAGACGAAUGCAAGUGCAUCAACAUCCUCCCGUGCCCCAAACGCUCCCUCUUCCUGAUUUGAUGAGUCUUUAAAUUUGAAGUUUUAUAAAACAUUCGUGUAAAGGAUGAUUAUAUGAUAUGAGGUUGAUGGGUUAUCUUAGGAGAUCUCUUUUCUAUAUUUUCCUGCCCCGAUGCUUUGUUACAUUGGAGAAAAAGAGAGAGUACAAUGUAUAGAUUUUUUGAAAAUAUCAAGUAUGAGUGUUGAGAAUUGGGAUUGUUCUUAUGGUGGACAAAGCUAUUAAUCAUUAACCUCUGAUGCUCUUUCGGCCA